GUGUGUAAUUCUGGGUUCCCCACUGAACCCAAUUAUUUUAGCAAAGACGUUCAACACUAAUAUGCAAAGAAAGCUGAGAUUUCAAGGCGCAUUAACUAUUUCCAGGGACACACAAUGUUUUCCUGCAGCUUCUGUUGGAACUUAAAUUCAGUAGUAGUUGGAUUCACUGAGGAAACAAACGUAAUUUAUCUUUCUGAACCACGUGACGUCGUUGAAGGGCGGAACGUAUUUGGGAAAACAGAACUGAAAGUUGGGAAGGUACAUACAGUAUGUCUGAAGAACAGAUCGGCACCAUGGCGUCUGAGAGUGAGAUGGACGGUUUAAUUGAAGAGUUAACGUGCCCCAUCUGUCUUGAGAUAUUUGUUGACCCGGUAUCUGUACAAUGUGGUCAUCACUUUUGCAGACCCUGCAUCGCGCAUAGCUUGACGCAGUUCCCUGAACAGAAUACUUGUCCCCAGUGUCGUCAAAUCUUCACUGAAGUGAACACCAGGUCUGCUCGGAGGCUCGGCAUCAUUGCGGAGCAGGUUAAGGUGUUGAAUGCGAAGCUGGCGCAUGAGAAGCAAGAACCUUGCUGUGAGGAACACGGGGAGAAGCUGAAGCAGUUCUGUUUAAAGGAACGAGAAGUUAUUUGUGUGGACUGCUGGGACGUCCGGCAUCAAGGUCACAAAGUCAUCCCGAUGAAAGUAGCAGUCGGGUUGUACAAGAAAGCAUUCAAGGAAGUUUUGCCUUUGUUCGAAGGAGAACUGCAAAUGGUUAAUGAAAACAAAAUGAAACAAGAAGGGAAAGUGAGCGAAGUGAAGGUGCAAGUGGAUCAGCUGUCGGAAAGAAUUGGACGAGAAUUUUCGAAGAUGCACUACUUCCUGGAAGAGCAAGAAAAGGCUAUGAGAUGUCAGCUGAGAGAAAACAAGAAGAGGACACUGAAAAGACUGGACACCAUAGUGGCAGGAAUUAACAAUGAUGUAUCAACUCUUGAGGAAAGAAUUCUGGAGAUAAAAUCAAGACUAGAGAUGAAUCAAACAGUCAAGAUACUCAAGGAUGCAGAAAACCUCCUGACAACAUGUGAUGUCCAGUGCCAGGAGGUGGAAGAGUUCGACAUUAUGUUAACCAGUAAUAUCCUUGAUGGGCUUUUGCUGCCCUUUCUCAGAGUGUGGGAGGAUAUGAGGAGAAUAAUCGAGGCAGUCCCUAGAUCGGGAGACAGUAAAUGAGCAGCUUUUUAUUUCCUAACGUCAUCAUAGUGUAAACGAUGAUGAAGAAUUGGAUGAUUUUCCUGAUCCCCAGCCAAUUUUAAUGGAUUCUUGUGUGCUUUGAGUUCAUGAUAUUUCACAUCAGGCAGGUGCUAUUUUUGGAGGUGGCUGUUGGAAACAAAACAUUUUGGGUUGUAGAGGGUAUCCUCACUAUAUCUUUACGUGGGUACUGGGACAGAGGUUUGGUUAAAGAGUAUGACUACAGGGCAGAAAAAAUGAAUUAGUCCAAUUUCCAUUAAAAGGAAGCCUUGGAAACUAGGGAUUUAUCUAGACUAUUAGAGUGGGAAGAUACCGAUUGCACGUCUCACCUCUACACUUCCACCGAUGUAUUUCCAGGGAAGCAUUUAAAAAUUACGCUCACAAAACAUUUGAACCAAUUGCACUGCUUGCACUUCAAUGAUUUAUCUUUAGGGAGAAGUUUUGAUUUGAUCAGGAUUUUAAAACAGCUAGAAUCUCUUUCGUUACCUGCUUUAUAAUCUAUCGAAUGUUCAGUUUCAUUGACUUUAUCAGUGCUGACUGUUGGGUGUGCGAUAUGUUGGAUGGGAGUAUCCAUUUGGUGCUAGUUACUAUUUUACUAAUACUGGUGCUAGUUACUAUUGUACUAAUACUGAUAAAUUACUAUUUCUUACUUAGCUGAUAUGUGACAUGCCUAUUUAAGGUGAUAAUGUGUUCAACAGGCUUAACUGGUAUUUUCCAAUAUAAUGGGGCUGCAAAAUUUAAAAAUAGUUUUAUUCCUGUUUAUGGAACAUGCUUUAUCAUUAGUGAGACACUCCUGCAAUUGAGCGAUGCUAUAUGUCAUUGUCGGACAACAUAGAAACAGGCCCUUUAUUCUAUACUAAUCUGAAUUUUCAAACAGCAGCUGCCAGAAAGAAAAUUUAUAUUGCUUAGUAAAAAUAUACAUUUGUGUUGUAUAGGGUCAGUAUUGGUCAGACAACAGAAAUGCACCACUUCUCUUUAAACUUGAGUUAUUUGAAUUUUUAUCAUGUACAGCACACAAAAUAAUACUAACCCAAUAAUAUUAACAGAUAAAGUAUUCCGUAGAUGUACUCAUUUGACAUAUUUGGGAAAUGGGCCUUUAAAAGGAGAGAAGAAAAAGACAGAGAGCUAUAGUGACAUCAGUUUCAAUUGCACAGUGUGCUGUUAUUUGCACAGUUUGUUGUCCUCUUUGCUUUACCUGAUCGUUCAUUGAUCUUUUUAUAGUCAUUAUUCUACAGAUUUGCGAGUAUGCCCACAGGAAGAAGAAUUUCAGGAUUGUAUAUGGGUCAUACAGCAGAUGUACUCUAAUAAUUAAAUUUUCUCAGAACUUUGAACUUUGAAUUGCAAAGGGAAUAGAGAAAAUUUUCUGUGCUUGCACGCGAGAUUCCAAGAUGGUAUGUUGCCUCCCUUGGGAUCAAGGAUGUCUCAGUGAUGUUGGGAUAUUCUAAAGUGGAAGAACAUAUGCAGAAAACUAGAUCAGGUCCUAUAAUCUGAAUUUAAAGAAUUCAGAGCAAAAUUUCUUCAACAGUAGUAACCUCAGGAUUAUUUCCUCAGCAAUAUGCUUGUAAGUACAUGGAUAUACUGGAUGGAUGCAGAGUGUUGAAGCUAGAAAUUUAGAUCCCUGUGAC
Molecule: messenger RNA, 2848 nt
Organism: Mobula hypostoma (lesser devil ray)
Lineage: Eukaryota; Metazoa; Chordata; Chondrichthyes; Myliobatiformes; Myliobatidae
Product: nuclear factor 7, ovary-like
Exons: 6
Coding region: 270-1205 (311 amino acids)
Biological process (GO): protein ubiquitination
Cellular component (GO): cytoplasm
Molecular function (GO): ubiquitin protein ligase activity; zinc ion binding
Source: RefSeq, a predicted model, not a curated record